CCAUAGCUGCUAUAACGUACUCUAAUAGUUUAAACGGUGAUUUCGUUCAUGACGAUAUUCCGGCUAUAGUGACGAACGGGGACGUGACGGGAACGAAUACGGUAGUGACAGUGUUUAAGAAUGACUUUUGGGGCACACCGAUGAGUGAUCCGGGGAGUCACAAGUCGUACAGGCCGCUGACUACGCUGACUUUCAGACUAAACUACCUCUUCUCCGGCCUCUCUCCCUGGUACUGGCACCUUACCAACGCGUGCCUUCACUGCGUUAGUUGCACGCUAGUCGCGCGCGCGAGCGCGACAAUCGCACGGCUGCGGCGACCAUUUGCAGCGCUCGCUGGCCUAUUGUUCGCUCUGCAUCCUGUUCAUAGUGAAGCGGUAGCAGGAGUGGUGGGCCGAGCUGAUGUGCUAGCUUCAAUAUUCUUCUUAUCAUCAAUACUAAUGUACCACGGAUGCUCCAACCGAUACCGCGCUUGCUGGAGUGUGGUCCUGGCUGCCCUCAGCAUGUUGGCGAAGGAGACUGGCCUCACUGCGUUGCUGGUCAACAUAGUCUUGGACUUGUACAAGAACUGGCCUGGAGCAAGGUGUUCUCUCAUGGUGAAAUGGCGUUGGAAAGGUGACGCGUGCGCACGCAUCACAAUUGCAUUAGCAGGGCUGGUAUUAUUGGCGACGGCGAGAGUAGCCCUUCUGCAGGGUUCGCUGCCUGCGUUCUCACCGCAAGACAACCCACCAGCGUUCCAUCCUUCAUUCCUGGUCAGACUAAUGACGUUCUGCUACCUGGCGGCAUUCAACUGGUGGCUACUUCUCUGCCCGUGGACCCUAAGCCAUGAUUGGCAGAUGGGUUCCGUUCCAUUAGUAACCAGCGGAUGGGACCCUAGGAACCUUCUUACUGUUGCUGCCUUGAUUGUACUGAUAGCACUAUCGUAUAGAUGCUGGAUAGAUUUGGAGUUCCAAAGGCACACCCCUGCUGCAGUGGGUCUGAUGCUGUUGGUGAUACCUUACCUGCCGGCAUCGAACUUGCUGGUCACUGUUGGCUUCGUGGUUGCCGAGAGGGUGCUGUAUUUGCCAAGCGUGGGGUCAGUGAUCCUCACAGCCUACGGGAUCCAACUCCUCUGGCAUCGCUCCAACCGUCGUCUGCUAGUAGUUGGAAUUGCAAUAUUAGCUGCCAGCUUCGCAGCAAGAACUAUCCUGAGGAACGAAGAUUGGAGGACCAGAGAGACACUUUUGAGAGCGGACUUGACAGUGCUGCCGCACAAUGCCAAACUGCACUACAACUUCGCAAACUUCUUGAAAGACAUGGAGCAACAAGAAAAUGCUAUCAAGCACUAUAAGGAAGCUUUGAAAUUGUGGCCGAGUUACGCCAGCGCGCACAACAACCUAGGCACCUUGGUGAUAGCAUCAGGUCGGGCCGAGCACCAUUUUCUGCAGGCGCUCAAAUACAACAGGGAUCAUGUCAACGCGCACUAUAAUCUCGCUAAACUAUACAGGAAGAAAAAUCGCCUCGCUGACUCCCUCAAAAUGAUAGAACGUUGCCUAACACUGGAGCCUCGCUUCGUCCAAGCCUACGUGGAACUGCUCUACCUUAAGAGUGAAGACCAGAAGAGGGGGAUCCUGGACAAACUGCUGGAGCUCGAACCAAGGAACUGGGAGCAUUAUGUGUUGUAUGGGAACUGGUUUAAAGGCAGAGGUCUUCUACCCAUCUCUCUAAAUUACUACAUGACCGCCUUGAAAUUCUCUCUCGCAAGUGGAGAGCGCCACGGCGUCGCAGCACUCCGCGCAGCGUGCCUCGUGCUUCGACAGAAGGGGCAAUGGGCGAGGGCGUUACAUCUUAUUAUCAGGUCUCCUACAUGUCUCUCUAAAUUACUAUACGACCACCUUGAAACUCUCUCUCGCAAGUGGAGAGCGCCGCGGCGUCGCAGCACUCCGCGCAGCGUGCCUCGUGCUUCGACGGAAGGGGCAAUGGGCGAGGGCGUUACAUCUUAUUAUCAGGUAGAAUUAUGGCAGACCGCCCGCGGAGACGCACGUGCAGCGAACGCUCGGGCGCUAUGGACGCGCGCGUGGCGUCUACGCAACGAGCUGGAGGGACGUGCUGCAUUAUACGCUCGCCCUAGGACAAACCCUGAUCAGACAAAAUCAACAUGCCUCGACUACAGUCAACUGGAACUGCGGAAUCCUGUAGAAAAACACAAGAAAAAUACAGAUAUGAAUUCACUUCUCAGCGAAGCUAAAAAUAAUGCCAAAGAUAUAAGUUGCCAAAACGAAUGUGCCAAAAAAGUAUCAAUACCGACUCAGUAUAAACCCAUACAUAAUAAGAGCGAGACGGGGAGAAAGAGCUGCUCCUUGAGGAAGAAAGAGAUAAAAGAUGCGGAUUUCACGCCUUUUGUGUCUGACCAUUUGAUAAAGACUUAUUAAUAUAAGUUUAGUUAAAUAUAAGAUGUGUAAUAAGUCAAUUUUAGCGGGAAUAUUACCAAGAUCAAAUUUGAUUUUGAAUAAAAGCAGUAUUUUAUGGACAGUUAAUUAACAAGACUUUUAGUUACAUAACAAAAGUCUACGACAACAAAACACCUUAAGUAUUUUUAUAU
This is a messenger RNA of Cydia strobilella, 2578 nucleotides long. Its product is annotated as protein O-mannosyl-transferase TMTC1-like. NCBI's taxonomy places the organism in Eukaryota, Metazoa, Arthropoda, Insecta, Lepidoptera, Tortricidae. The record is from RefSeq and is a predicted model, not a curated record. Bases 141 to 2408 code for a protein of 755 amino acids. Gene Ontology annotation, molecular function: protein binding. The transcript has 15 exons.